AUGUCAGUCUCACCGAUCGUCAAGUCCACGCUGCAGGCGGUGGUGAUCAACGCGGGUUCCAAUGUGCUGGCACAGGGAAUCAAAGCCUAUCGCGCGGAUAUUCCCUUUGAACUCGACGUGCAAGCACUGAUUCAGUUCACCGCAUGUGCGAUCAUCGUCACGCCCUUGAACUACCUCUGGCAGACCAAUCUCGAGGCCUCCUUCCCAGGCUCCAAGCCGGCUCCGGCUGCGGCUCCUCCAAGUACCAAGGAGAAAUCCAAGUCUGAUGCGACCGGAUCAAAGUCAGCCAAAUCGUCCUUGAAUGUGGGCAACACCAUCACCAAGGUGGUGAUCGAUCAAACCAUCGGUGCCACCUGGAACACGGUGUUGUUCCUCUUCACUAUGGGCCUUCUCCGAGGCCACCACUAUGAUGAGGUCCUGGUGCAGAUCCGCCAAGAAUUCUGGCCGAUCAUGAGUGCUGGCUUCAAGCUUUGGCCUUUUGUUUCGGUCCUCUGCUUCACCGUCGUUCCCGUGGAGCAGCGACUGCUGGUGGGAAGCUUGUUUGGUGUGAUCUGGGCUGUCUGUUUGAGUCUGAUGUCUGGAUGA
Molecule: messenger RNA, 585 nt
Organism: Penicillium oxalicum
Lineage: Eukaryota; Fungi; Ascomycota; Eurotiomycetes; Eurotiales; Aspergillaceae
Product: Mpv17/PMP22 family protein
Exons: 3
Coding region: 1-585 (194 amino acids)
Cellular component (GO): membrane; cytoplasm
Source: RefSeq, a predicted model, not a curated record